Molecule: messenger RNA, 811 nt
Organism: Lolium rigidum
Lineage: Eukaryota; Viridiplantae; Streptophyta; Magnoliopsida; Poales; Poaceae
Product: beta-1,6-galactosyltransferase GALT31A-like
Exons: 6
Coding region: 1-570 (189 amino acids)
Cellular component (GO): Golgi membrane
Molecular function (GO): beta-1,3-galactosyltransferase activity
Source: RefSeq, a predicted model, not a curated record
AUGGUAAUUCUCUUAAAAGUGUCUGAAAUUGUUAAAUUGGGAAUUUGGGAUGCUGACUUCUACGUCAAGGUCGAUGAUGACGUGCAUGUCAACUUAGUAAUGUUUGCCACAACCCUUGCUCAUCAUAAAUCGAAACCAAGAACUUGCAUAGGCUGCAUGAAGUUGGGUCCAGUUCUUGCUGACAAGAACUUGAAGUACCAUGAACCUGAGUCCUGGAAAUUUGGGGAUGAUGGAAACAAGUACUUCCACCAUGCUACGAGACAGAUAUAUGCCAUCUCAAAAGACCUUCCGACCUAUAUCUCAAUAAAUCAGUCUAUCUUACACAAGUAUGCAAAUGAAGAUGUAUCACUCGGGUCGUGGUUUAUUGGUUUAGAGGUUAAUCAUAUAGAUGAAAGGAACAUGUGCUAUGGAACUCCACCAGACUGUGAGUGGAAAGGGCAAGCUGGCAAUGUUUGUGUUGUGUCCUUUGAUUGGAGCUGUAGCGGCAUAUGCAAGUCUGUCGAGAGGCUCAAGGAUGUACAUGCUCGAUGCGAUGAAGGUGAUUCUUCUGUUUGGAGUGCUCUCAUCUAGCGAAUAUCCUCCCUGAACGUAAAUAUGUAGCAUGCUCGGUACACCUUGACGAUCGUGCCUCGCUGGUUGCAACUGAAAUUGCACCCCAGUAGUGUUAGAAAAUAGACCAAAGUAGGGUUAGGGGCUGAGGUUUUGCAUCUUACAUGUAAUAGGGGUGAGUUUCUCAGCUGCUCUACAACAAAUUAGAGAUGAUGUGCUGUAGAAAAACAACUAAUGCAAAUUUUGAUCAAUUUUUGUGCAA